This is a messenger RNA of Rhizoctonia solani, 3060 nucleotides long. Its product is annotated as pyrophosphatase/phosphodiesterase. Gene Ontology annotation, cellular component: endoplasmic reticulum membrane. The transcript has a single exon. Bases 1 to 3060 code for a protein of 1019 amino acids. NCBI's taxonomy places the organism in Eukaryota, Fungi, Basidiomycota, Agaricomycetes, Cantharellales, Ceratobasidiaceae. Gene Ontology annotation, biological process: GPI anchor biosynthetic process. The record is from RefSeq and is a predicted model, not a curated record. Gene Ontology annotation, molecular function: mannose-ethanolamine phosphotransferase activity.
AUGGCAGAAUCCAACAAAACGCCUACUGUAUCAACACUUUCUAUAUCAAAAAUCGGCUUGGCGGUGCUGGCGCUCGGUCAUGUCUUCCUGAUCCACCUCUCUGGGCUAUAUCUCUUCACUGGAGGAUUCCUACUUUCUCGGGUAGCUCUUGAUGCAACAAAUGAGUGCAAAGAAUGUACUCUCGGAACCACUGUUCACAAAAAGGCGGUUAUUAUUAUAAUCGACUCUUUGCGGUUCGACUUCAUCUCGCCCAUCCCGCCUACCGUAUCUGAUCCAUACCAUCACAACAUCCUCACACUCCCAGCUCAGAUUACAGAGGAGAAACCUGACCGGUCUUUGUUGUAUAACGCAUACUCAGACCCGCCAACCGCUACCCUCCAACGAAUCAAAGGCCUUACCACAGGCUCACUUCCCACAUUCGUAGACAUCGGCUCAAACUUUGGUGGAUCGGCGAUAUUAGAGGAUUCUCUCAUACUUCAAAUGCAGCGUGCUGGCCUACGUACGGCCUUUAUGGGUGACGACACGUGGGAAACUGUGUUUCCUGGCGCAUUCAAUCAGUCUUAUCCAUUUGAUUCAUUUAACGUCGAGGAUUUACAUACUGUGGACCGAGGAGUUAUCCAUAAUAUCUUCCCCUUACUCCAGAACCACGGAGAAAACUGGGAUGUGAUUAUUGGCCAUUUCCUUGGCGUCGACCACGUCGGCCACCGGCUCGGGCCGUCGCAUCCUACGAUGAAAGCCAAGCUUCAAGAGAUGAAUCAAGUUCUGACUCGGGUAGUCGAACUACUCGACGACGAUACAUUACUUGUUGUUCUUGGAGAUCAUGGCAUGGAUAAACGAGGCGACCACGGAGGCGAUGGUGAACUCGAGACAAGUUCGGGGUUAUGGUUGUAUAGCAAAGGCCAUGCCCUCACUUCUCCUGACUCGUUGAGCAAGCAACUUCGUGCACAAGGGCAUUACCCCGACAUUGUUUUCCCUGGAUACAGCGAGCCAUUUCCUUCGAUACAACAAAUCGAUAUUGUUCCCACUAUUGCUUUGCUCUUGGGUCUACCUAUCCCGCUUAAUAACCUAGGCACGAUCGUUCACGACGCUUUUGGUUUCAAUCUACCGAACAAUGAGCCUGCAUUGGCGAAGGCAACGUCUCUCAAUGUUGAACAGGUCAAUCGCUACCUGCACGAAUAUCGCCGUAGCACCUCGAGUGGAGAACUGGAUCCUGUAUGGGACGAGCUCCAGUUGUCCUUCAAGGCGGCCACUGGUGAAGCUAACUUAGAACAGAGCGUCGUUCUUCGGUCAAAAUUCACACGCCUGGCGUUACAACGGUGUCGCGCACUUUGGGCUCAAUUCAAUGUCGUUCGCAUGGGCCUUGGACUUUUGGUUUUGGUUGUAUCCGUGCCGAGCGUAUGGGUCUUUUACCGUGCAGUGGCUUCCCAUCAGGACAGUUACGAACUUGUCAUUCGCAAUACUCUUCAAACAGGCGUACUGGGUGCAGCCGCUGGGCUCGGCAUGGGUACCGUUCUCCUAUGGGGUUUCAAAAUCAUUCAGCCUCUUCCCUUAUCGUCAUUCGAGGCGGCGCUUGGUGGUGCAAGUUUUACUUCAGCCGCAAGUAUUAUCUACCUUCUCAGUCCUAAUCUGGUUGCAUCCCAUUCCCGAAGGUUAUCACUGGGGGCAAUUGUCCUGGUUAUGCAUGCGGCAGGGUUCGCCUCCAACUCAUUCAUCAUGUGGGAAGACCGUAUCGUGUUGUACCUGUUCAUGACGCUCCUUGUCCCCCUCACACUAUCCGGAAUCAACGCCCCUACCGCACAUCUACGAAAGCGAAUCCUCGGGUUUGGUACUCUCGCGGCCGUGUGCGUCAGGUUAAUGGCUUCGAGCACUGUAUGUAGGGAAGAACAGCAUCCUUACUGCCACGUGAAUUUCUAUGCGUCGGCUGGUGCGUCGGCUGCACCCUUCUGGGUCCUUGUGCUCGUACUUCCCGCUGCAUGGUUCCUUCCCACCGCUGUUCGCCGGGCGUUGGCCAUCUCGGGAUCCGACAAUGGCAUAGCACCAUUCUUUGCUACGCUCGUUGUACGCCCAGCUCUAUUCGGCAGUGCCCUAUGGUGGUCUUUUGAGCGCUUCGAAGGCUCAGAUAUCCUAGGCGGUGAGGCCGCUGCGCCCAUCAUCCGUGCUCUUCGAACUCUCAUCGCUAGGACCGUACUUCUCGGGGUUACAACUGGAGGAUCAGUGCUUUGGUACACUUCAGGUCCAUGCAUCGCACUCCAACGAAGGACCGACGAAACCGGCAAACCCGUCCUAGCAGUUUUAGGAUUCGCAAACGCAUACGGUUCAUCUUACCUCCUAUUCUUCCUCCUCGCAUUUAGCUUGACACACGUAGUCUCCCAGUUAACUGCCCAACUUGUGCUUGGUCUAUUCCUCCUGGCGCUCCUCGGAUAUCUCGAGAUCCUCGACAGCACGCGAGAUGCCAAGUCUCUAAGGGACGAAUUCGAAAAGCUAUCCAGCGGGAGCAGCGCCACACCGCAAGAAAUGUCCGCCGCGCUCGACCGUCUGACGUCAGGGGCAAACCCACCCCGUUCGGGUCCGUCGUUCAACUCGGCAGCUGCACUCUGUCUUCUCGGAAACAUUGCGUUCUUUGCAACAGGUCACCAAGCAGUAUUGUCCACGAUUCAAUGGAAAUCGGCCUUUGUGGGAUUCCCGACUUUGACAUAUCCAUUCUCGCCUAUACUCGUGGUACUGAAUACGUUUGGCGGAUUUAUUUUGUCUGCGCUUGCGGUCCCACUUGUGGCUUUGUGGAAUCUUGAUCCAGCACCAGGAUCUGAAGAUCGGGCAGUGUGCGAUACUCUCCGAGUUGCGCUAGGAGUUGUCCUCUAUAGGAGCAUGGAACUCGCAGGCAGCGCUAUCACGGCUGCAUGGCUCAGACGGCACUUGAUGGUCUGGAAGGUCUUUGCACCACGCUUCAUGUUAGGGGGAGUCGUGCUGCUGCUGACGGAUGUGCUUAUUAUUUUGGGUGUAUGGCUUGGCGCAGGCCAAUCAUUGAUAAAGGUUCAGAAAACUUUUAAAAAAGAGGUUUAG